AUGCUUCAUUUUACUCUUAUUGUUCGGCAGAGAGAUGCGUUGGCGUUGGCGGCUGACACCGAUACUUGUAGCGCAGAACUAGAGCAAUGCAAAGUAGUGGCAAAGACACUAUUGCGGAAAUUAGCUAUAGAGUACAGUAAUCCUUCGGUUCAACUACCAGCACUUCUUACGAUUGUAUGGAAAAACUAUGUAUAUCACGUUCUCUCUGAGUCUGGUGUUUCUUUCCUUACUAUGUGUGACACCGCCACCCCGGCUGGAGUGGCCUUUGCGUUCUUGGAAGACGUGGCACGAGAGUUUCUACAACAGUACGGACCCCAAGUGGAGGCGGCCACGCGACCGUACUGCUUUAUUAAAUUUGACUUGUAUCUUCAACGUAUCAAAAAGGUAUUUUCAACCUCCAACUCUUCACGUAGUGUGAAUAUGCUCUCCGUGGGACGACAGCCCCCUGUGCGGCGUACCUUUGAAGAAGUGAUGACCGGCGCUGAAUCCAAGAUGGGAGGAUCAACAUCCUCAAGGGGAAUAGUUGAUGGGAAAUCUGACUCAAUGCGGUGUGUGCUUCUUGUUGCUCCUCUCAUUGGUGUAACGAUACUUGUGUUGCUUGGCAUAUUCUACCUGAUUACUAUGAAGUAA
Molecule: messenger RNA, 630 nt
Organism: Trypanosoma theileri
Lineage: Eukaryota; Euglenozoa; Kinetoplastea; Trypanosomatida; Trypanosomatidae
Product: putative synaptobrevin-type transport protein
Exons: 1
Coding region: 1-630 (209 amino acids)
Biological process (GO): vesicle fusion with Golgi apparatus; retrograde vesicle-mediated transport, Golgi to endoplasmic reticulum; endoplasmic reticulum to Golgi vesicle-mediated transport
Cellular component (GO): ER to Golgi transport vesicle membrane; endoplasmic reticulum membrane; Golgi membrane
Molecular function (GO): SNAP receptor activity
Source: RefSeq, a predicted model, not a curated record